AGAGAGAGAGGGUCAGGUUUCCAACUACGGUAAAAUCCGAAUCAUCAUUAUCAUCAUCAUCAUCAUCUUCAAUCUUCAUCCAUAAAAUACAAGGAAAUCGGAGACUUUUAGUUAAAAAAGCUGAAUAAUUCAUUCAUGAAUUCACGCAUCCUGCAUUCCCAAACCCUUUUUCCUGGAUUUUCGCUGCGUUAAUCUGUUCUUUAUCGCCUAAGAAGAAUUGGGUUUCUCUCGAUUUCGGUCACGAAUGGUGUGGGGAUUUGGGGGAAGGUAUUACUGGGGAAGAAAGGGAGGAGGAGGAGGAGGAGGAGGAGAGAGGAAAGUUGAAGGGAUUGUGGUCGCGUUCUCAUUUGUCUCCAGCCAGGAGAGCAAUCUUAAGAACUAUGUCGACCUCUACUCCUCCAUCGGUUGGAAUUCUCUCGUCUGCCAUUCCGAUUUUCUUAAUCUAUUUUCCCUUGAAAAGGCUACAUCAUUGGCACUUGAAUUACUUAAUGAGCUUAUUGGGGAGCUUAAAGUGAAGCCAUGCCCAGUUGUGCUUGCAUCUUUUUCUGGUGGUUCCAAAGCAUGCAUGUACAGAUUUCUUCAGAUAAUUGAGGGGAGAUGUGGAGAAUUGCUGAACUUGGAUGAGUAUCGAUUAGUCAGAGACUGUAUUUGUGGUCAUGUUUAUGAUUCAAGUCCUGUCGACUUCACUAGUGAUUUGGGGACCCGGUUUAUUCAAAACCCAUCUGUCCUAUCACGAAUAAUAAUUGGCAUGGCUUCCCGUUUGGAUACACUUUUCCUCAGCAGGAUAGAAUCACAGCGUUCUGAGUAUUGGCAAACUCUAUACUCCUCCGUGAGCUUGAAGGCUCCCUAUCUAAUUUUAUGCUCGGAGAAUGAUGAACUUGCUCCUUGUCAAAUUGUUGUUAAUUUUGCUGGACGACUACAAGAACUUGGUGGGGAUGUCAAAUUGGUGAAAUGGACCAACUCUUCUCACUUAGGUCAUUUCCGUCAUUAUCCAAAUGACUAUGCGGCUGUAAUGACCGAGCUUUUUGGAAAGGCUACGAUAGUUUACUCUCAAAGAAUCAGACAACUAGAGGGUAUGGGCUUUGAUGCUCUACACAAUGAAGUAUCAGGACCAUUCGGAAGUCUAAGAAAAGCCAUAAUAAACGCAAACCAAAGCUUUCGUAGGGUUGCCCUUGAGCUAGAUGACCACUUCUUAACGCCUACUUCUUCUAUGACCUAUCACGACAACAAAGUUGUUGGAUCCCUCCCCGAAGCAAGAAAUGAAGGUGUUGUUCCCGUUUGUAGCCAGCCACAAAUAAAUGCACAUGGAGUACUCGGUCAGAUCCUAUUUGAUGUAUGUGUUCCCGAGAAUGUGGAGGAUUGGGAUAUAAGAUCGUCGCCAUCUUUAAAAAUGGGUUCGUUUGUAUCGUCGCUGAAAAGGCCAAUGAAGUUUAUUCGUCGCUCUAGGAUGUAACUUCUUGUAUUGAGGUAAACAGAAAUCACCGAAAACCUAGAUGCUUGAGCCCGGGAACAAAUGUCAAAAGAAUGAAAAUAUUGCCAAAGAUUUUUUCGUGGAGUGUUUGUUCCUUUAUUCCUCUUUUGAGAAUGUAAAAUGUUGUUUUUUCAUGUGAUUUGGUCGAGAAAUGUAUAUAGAGUGACUUUAUUUGAAAACGUUAAUUCUGCUUAUAAUGUUGGAUUAUAACAAGUUCACAUGUAGUUCAUUUUGUUUAUUGACAA
Messenger RNA from Impatiens glandulifera, 1716 nucleotides. RefSeq lists its product as uncharacterized. The transcript has 7 exons. Lineage: Eukaryota; Viridiplantae; Streptophyta; Magnoliopsida; Ericales; Balsaminaceae. Bases 245 to 1453 code for a protein of 402 amino acids. The record is from RefSeq and is a predicted model, not a curated record.